GGGCGCGGAGCCCCUGGCUCCCGGCACGGCCCUGCAGAGCCUGGCGCUGGCGGCCUGUGACUCGCACCAGCUGAUGGCGGCCUUCAGGCAGGUGUACGAGACGGAGCUGCGGGAACACUGCGGCCGUGGCCCCGCCCCACGGCUCAGCCCCUGUGGGCCCCUGGCCCAGCACCUGCACCAGGCGCUCACCCUCUGCACCCAGGAGCUGCAGGCGCUGGCCCAGCUGAGCGACACCUCGGAGCAGGCGGUGCAGACGGCAGAGCGGAGACGCGGCGAGGCAGGGAGCAGCCCCCCAGCAAUGCUGCCCGUGAAGAUGGAGGAGCUGCGCCGGCGCUACCAGGCCCGCCUGGCCGCUGCUGGGGGGCUGCCGGGGUGA
Terrapene triunguis (Three-toed box turtle) is the source of this 376-nucleotide messenger RNA. RefSeq names its product HAUS augmin-like complex subunit 7. Gene Ontology annotation, cellular component: HAUS complex. Gene Ontology annotation, molecular function: microtubule minus-end binding. The record is from RefSeq and is a predicted model, not a curated record. The coding region runs from base 74 to 376 and encodes 100 amino acids. Lineage: Eukaryota; Metazoa; Chordata; Testudines; Emydidae. Gene Ontology annotation, biological process: spindle assembly; centrosome cycle. The transcript is spliced from 3 exons.